Ostreococcus tauri is the source of this 993-nucleotide messenger RNA. Its product is annotated as Thioredoxin-like fold. Bases 1 to 993 code for a protein of 330 amino acids. The record is from RefSeq and is a predicted model, not a curated record. Lineage: Eukaryota; Viridiplantae; Chlorophyta; Mamiellophyceae; Mamiellales; Bathycoccaceae. The transcript has a single exon. Gene Ontology annotation, cellular component: chloroplast.
AUGUCGUUCACGACCACGCGCGCGUUCGGCUCGUCCGCGCGAUCGGGUUCGAGCGCGCGAACGGCGAACGCGGGAACGACGCCGACGACGUCAUCGCAUCGCAUCAUCCAUCGCGCGCGGCGCUCGAGAACGGCUACGUCGGCGACGCGUGAGGGUGAGGUAAAGAGCGACGUCGCCCCGCGACCGUUCACCGUCAGAGAGGGCGAGCUCGGGAAGGUGGCGUCGGCGGCGAUACCGCUCGUGAUUCGUCUCGGCACGGGCGCGUUAAUCGCCGGGUACAAGCUCGAGCUCGUGGAGGAUGACGUGACAAAGUAUUCGCCGAUCCGGAUCUUCGGCAAGAGAUUAAACGAACGCUCGACGACGCUUCCGAGCGACCGAGCGAAGGAGCCGAUCGUGAUGUACGAGUACGAAGGGUCGCCGUACUGUAAAAAGGUCAGAGAAGCGCUCUCGGUGCUCGACUGCGACGUGUUGUUCAAGCCGUGUCCUCAGGGCAGCGAAGCUUUCCGCGCCGAGUCGAAGAGGCUCGGCGCGACGACGUAUCCGUUCAUGGUCGACCCGAACACAGGGACUUCGAUGGGAGAGAGCGACGACAUAAUCGAGUAUCUAUUCAAGACGUACGGAGGCGAAACAAAAAUCCCACUGCUUUUGAAGCGUGAUUCUCCGCUAACAAACUUUACAGCUUACGCCGCGGCCGUGUCGCGUCUUAAGGCGCUUCGAGCGCGUCCGGCGAAGAAAAUACCGGAGAAACCGCUCGAGCUUUGGACAUACGAAAUCAGCCCGUUUAGCAAGCUCGUGCGCGAGGCGCUCACAGAGUUAUGCAUCCCACACGUCGUCAAGUACACUCCGCGAGGCUCGCGAAAGCGUGACGAACUCUUCGCCGAGGUAUCGCACUUCCAAGUCCCGUUUAUGCGCGAUCCAAACACGGGCGUUCAAAUGUUUGAGAGCAAGGAGAUUUGCGAGUAUAUCGAGCGCGAAUAUGGCGACGCGGUGUAG